Dromiciops gliroides (monito del monte) is the source of this 8390-nucleotide messenger RNA. It is a transcript of the gene CHL1, whose product is annotated as cell adhesion molecule L1 like. Lineage: Eukaryota; Metazoa; Chordata; Mammalia; Microbiotheria; Microbiotheriidae. Gene Ontology annotation, cellular component: plasma membrane; axon. The record is from RefSeq and is a predicted model, not a curated record. Gene Ontology annotation, molecular function: protein binding. Gene Ontology annotation, biological process: axon guidance; cell-cell adhesion.
GAGGGACCUGAAACUGCCUAGGUUCUGAGAGGAGAGGGAGUGGAUAGGCAGGGAGGGGUACAAGGCGGGACAGGAGCUGCCUUUUCUUGUCUUGUGCCAGCUACUGGAGGGGGUGAGGCGGAGCCUCCCCGACGGAUUCGCGUGCUGCCAGCCUGGGAGAGGCUGGUUACUCCCCCAGGAGGAGCAGCGGAAAACAAGAGGCUCUUAACCCGGCAAGUCAGCUUCCCUCCUCCCUGCCCUGAGCAACUGGGGUGGCAGAAGAACUUUCCUUUUGGGAGGCACGGAAUCUGAUCUCGCCCAGCAAGGCCAAUGAGGUGCUGUAAACUGCCAACAAUGAUCCAGGCUUAAGCCUGAAGAGAAAUUUCAUAUUGAAAAUAAAAGAAAUUAAUUUUACUGUUUCAAUUCAUCUCCUUCCUGUGGAACACGUGGUGAGAGAACUUCAGUCAUCUUUCCUUCUUACUAGACUGCUAACCUCCUACAAGUUAUGAAGAUGCAGUUAAAUCGAAGAGGAUACAUAAGAUGUCUGCUUUUCUUCAUGUUAAAAUUAACAACAGCCAUUGAAAUACCAAUCUCAGUUAAACAGGUCCCAACCAUCACAGAACAGUCAACAGUACAAGUUGCAUUUCCUUUUGAUGAAUACUUUCAAUUUGUCUGUGAAGCCAAAGGAAACCCGGAACCAACGUUUCAUUGGACUAAGAAUGAGGAACAGUUUAAUCUGCUUUCUGAUCCACGGAUAGUUUCUUCUAAUAAUACAGGCACCUUCAAGAUCUUAAAUGAAGGACACAUCACUCACUUUCAAGGGAAAUACCGCUGCUUCGCUUCCAAUGAAUUAGGAACUGCCAUGUCAGAAGAAAUUGAGUUCAUAGUUCCAAGUGUACCUAAAUUUCCAAAGGAAAAAAUUGAACCUCUGGAAGUAGAAGAGGGGAAUUCAAUAGUCCUACACUGCAACCCCCCCAAAGGCAUCCCUCCACUUCAUAUAUACUGGAUGAAUAUUGAUUUGCAGCACAUCCCACAGGAUGAAAGAGUGUACAUGAGCCAGAAGGGAGAUCUAUACUUUGCAAAUGUGGAAGAAAAUGACAGUCGGAGUGAUUAUUGCUGCUUUGCAGCCUUUCCAAGAUUGCGAACCAUUGUACAGAAGAUGCCAAUGAAACUGACAGUGAACAGUUUAAAGCAUGCUAAUGACUCGAGUUCACACAGACAGAAUGUUACUAAGGCAAAUUCAAUCAAGCAAAGAGAACCCAGAAUGCUUUUGCCUCCUGAAUCUUCUGGCAGUCAUUCUUCAGUCACCAUCAUCAAAGGGGGGACACUGCUAUUGGAGUGCUUUGCUGAAGGCCUGCCAACUCCACAGAUCACAUGGACGAAGGUGGGUGAAGAUUUGCCCAAGGGAAGAGAAGCACGAGAAAAUUUUGGGAAGUCAUUGAAGAUUGAAAAGGUCACUCAUAUGGAUAAAGGACAUUACCGCUGUACAGCCAAGAAUUACAAAGGAACUGCUACACAUGAAUUUCGAGUCACUGUAGAAGAGCCACCUCGCUGGACGAAGAAACCUGAAAGUGCUGUGUACAGCAUUGGGAGCAAUGAGAUCCUGCUAUGUGAAGCUGAAGGAGAACCUACCCCUGAAAUAGUGUGGAAAAUCAAUGGCUUACCCAUUAAUAAAGAGCACCCCCUGCCUGGUAUUGUGUUUUACCCGGGAGAAAUCAGUUUCAGUUAUGUUCAGUUGAAUCAUACUGGUGUGUACCAGUGUGAAGCCACAAAUGUACAUGGCAAAAUUCUCGCUACUGCCAAUAUCAAUGUAUUGGAUAUUUCUCCAUUGAUGCAAACACCAGAUGAUGAAGGCUAUGCUGCUGUGGUUGGUUACAGUGCUUAUUUACUUUGUGAGGUUUUUGCCUCACCUCCUGCAGUGAUUACUUGGCAAAAACCAUCGAAAGUUGAAAGGCUGGAAGGCCCACAUUACAUUACACAUGAAAAUGGAACCUUAGAAAUCAAGGAAACAACAAAAGAAGAUGCUGGCCCAUACACUUGUUGGGUGAAGAGUCCCCGAGGGGAGGUGGCAGUCACUGCCCAUCUGGCAAUUAGAGAUGCUACAAACGUUACCAUUUAUCCACUGAACCCUCAUAUCAUCAAGUCACAUUUGCUAGUUUUACACUGUGAGACAGAGUGUGACUCACAUUUGAAGCACAGUUUGAAGUUAUCUUGGAGUAAAGAUGGGGAAGCACUUGAAGCUAAUGGAACUGAAGAUAUCAGCCGGAUAAUUAUUGAUGGGGACAAGCUGACUAUAUUAAAUGUCACUUUAGAGGAUGAAGGACUGUAUUCCUGCCUUGCUAAUACUGAACUUGACAGAGCAAUGGCUACAACUCAAGUGACCAUCCUUGAUGUUCCUGAUCCACCAGAAAAUCUCUAUCUCUCUGAAAAGCAGAACAGAAGUGUGCGGUUGACUUGGGAAGCUGGAGAUAGCCACAACAGUGCCAUAACUGAGUUCAUUAUAGAAUUUGAAGGCAAUAAAGAUGAGCCAGGAAAGUGGGCAGAAUUGACUAAAAUCCAAGGAAAUGAAACAACAGCCCUGUUAUCAUUGGCACCAUAUGUAAAAUACCAGUUCCGGGUGAUAGGUGUAAAUGCUGUGGGAAGGAGUCUACCGAGUGAUCCUUCCAACUUUCACGAAACCCCACCUGCAGCUCCAGACAAGAAUCCAGAAAACAUAAGAGUUGAAGCUUCUCAACCCAAGGAAAUGUUUAUCAAAUGGGAGCCACUGAAAUCUAUGGAACGAAAUGGACCAGGAUUAGAGUACAGAGUGACAUGGAAACAACAAGGAGUCCCGUCAGAAUGGUCCGAUGAAUUGGCCACAGAUAAUACCUUACGAGUGAUGACCUCAUCUGUCUUUACUCCUUAUGAUGUCAAAGUUCAAGCUAUCAAUCAAUUAGGCUCUGGGCCUGAGCCUCAGACCAUAACUGUUUAUACUGGAGAAGACUAUCCUGAUGCAGCUCCUUUGUCAGUAACAGCUAACAUUUUAAACAGUACCCUAAUUAAUGUUACAUGGGACAGAAAUUCAAAAGACAGAGUUCAUGGACAUUAAGAGGAUAUCAGUAUCAAUUGGUGGAAAACGAGAAGCAGAUUGGAUGAAAGGAAAUUCCCCCAAGAAGUAAAAAGUAUAAGAUUGCCUGGAGACAGAAGCUAUGGAAUGGUUCCUUCACUAGAUCCUUUUAGUGAAUUCAAGUUAACAGUGUUAGCUUACAAUUCCAAAGGUGCUGGGCCAGAAAGUACUCCAAUUUCUUUUCAAACUCCAGAAGGAGUACCUGAACAGCCUCCUUUCCUCAAGGUUAUACAUGCUGAUAAGGACACAAUUGUACUAUCCUGGGGACUGCCCAAGAAGACACAUGGUAAUCUAAUUGGCUACAAUUUACAAUACCAGAUAAUCAAUGACACAGAUGAGAUUGGAGAACUAAAGGAAAUUAAUGUCACUAACCCUUCAAAACUUAGUUGGCGUGUUCCAGAUCUUAAUUCUACCACCAAAUAUAAAUUCUACUUGAGGGCAUGUACUUCCAAAGGCUGUGGGAAACCCAUUACCGAAGAAGGCUGCACAAUUGGAGAAGGGAGUAAGAAUGUUGAGAAGAUUUCAGAAGCAGUAAAUCCUACCCAAAAGGUUCACCCUCUUCAGACAUUUGACUCUGAAACUGAACAUACAGUUCGUCUAGUGACUAAGAAUUGGGUUGAUAACAAUAGCAUUUUUGAAGAUGUUAUUGAGACAAGGGGGAGAGGAUAUGCGGGGUUAUAUGAUAACAUCUCUACCCAAGGAUGGUUUAUUGGACUGAUGUGUGCCAUAGCUCUUCUUACAUUAAUAUUGUUAACUAUUUGCUUUGUGAGGAGGAACAAAGGUGGAAAAUACUCAGUUAAAGAGAAAGAAGAUUUACAUCCAGACCCAGAAGUUCAGUCUGGAAAAGAUGAAACAUUUGGCGAGUACAGUGACAGUGAUGAAAAACCACUUAAAGGAAGCCUUCAGUCUCUAAACAGGAACCUCCAGGUCACAGAAAGCGCUGAUAGCUUAGUCGACUAUGGAGAAGGAGACCACGGCCUGUUCAAUGAAGAUGGGUCAUUUAUUGGUGCUUACACUGGGUCUAAGGAGAAAGGAUCAGUGGAGAGUACUGGAAGUUCAAUGGCAACUUUCCCACUUCGUGCAUAAACUCUGUGUACAUAAGCCGCAUGAGACACUCACCUCAUUUUACCAUGUUUAUCUAUAUGAAUAAGCAAAUCUUUGUCUACAGGAACAGAACUGGGUUUAGCCAGGAUCAAACAUCCAGCAAAUAAACCAAGAACAAUUCACUGCCAUUGACAGAUAAGAGCAAAUUCUUCUGGCCCAUGAUGUCAUGGGUUGAAUUCAAAGAAGAAUGAACAUAACUAUGAUAAUUAGAUUCAACUUAGUUUGUCUCAAAUAAUGAGUAAUCAGUUUUCUCUUCACAUACCUGUUUUGGGCUGUCCCAUGUGUUUUCAUAACUUCUCUUGGCUUGCAGAAUUUUAUACACAUUCUAUACAUGCCCAUUCAUUCAGUUUCAUAGGAUUGCAUGGCUUGACUUUAUUUUUCCUAGCAGUUGAAAGAUGAAACACAGGUUAAUUAAAAACAACAACAAGAAAAAAUAUGUCUUAUUGAAAUUAUUCACUGAAGAAACCAAGUCCAUAUUUAUUAUUUAAAAUUUGUUGUUUAAGAUUCUUUCUCCAUGACCCAUCAGUUGACAAGUAUUUAUUUGUCCAACACUGGUUAUUGGAGCCAAUGAUAUUUAAAUCAUUACUCUCUGGCUAUUUAGUCAAAUCCAGUUUGAUUUCUGGUUUCUCUUUACCGUGGGAUCUCUGGAUAUUCAGGCUUCUUUCCUUGGACCAAAACAUCUGCAAGGGACCACUGGACAUGGACUUAGGAGAGAGAAGGCCUAAUGUUUCCUUGCUUGGAAUGGUAAUCUGGUAUCAGCUAAAACUCAUUCAAAGACUCUAUUUCUAAACUGACUCUUUUUUGCCUGUCUGGUGUUAUAAUGGUAUGCUAGCAUAUAUUUCCUGAAUGGAGUGGACACAUUCUGUUGAUAUUUAUACAGUACAAAAUAUAGAUGUGGUUUUAAUUUUUAUGUUGAAGUGACACAUUAACAUGAGGAUUUGUACAGCUACAGUACAGAAUAAGGGAGCUAUUGUUUUAUACUUUACCAGAGUUUGACUGUUCAGAAAUUCAGUAAAGUAAACUUUCAAACCUGAAGAAACUGUGUAUGUGUUGGGAUUUUGUUUUCUCCAAAUACAACUCGUAAUAAUUGAUGGAAUUUUUUGCAUAUUUUUCAAAAUAUGCUUUAGCUAAUUGUUUAGAAAAAAUACACCUGUUUACUGUAGAUAUUCCUGUUUGUGGUUUCCUGCAUCAUACAUUGAGCAUCAUUAAAAUGUUUGUCUCUCUAUGCCUUUUUUUGGUAAAAAUUUAGUAAAUUCUUAAAAUGUAUGUAUUGGCAUUUGUCCUAUUAAUUUAAUAUUGAAAUUAAUUUAUUUUAAAUUGGCAUGAAACAAUCCACAUGAAUUUCAAUCAACUGAAAUAAUGACUCCCUUACAUAUGUAUCAACCUAAACCUAUUAAUGGAUAUUUAGGAAACUUGGAUUUAAUUUAAAUAUCCCUCUCUCUUUUAUGGAAAAAAACAAACAACCAAAAAAACUGUGUUUGUUUUUGGAAUAGACAAUGCAGCAAUGGAACUGGAAAUUUUUUCUUUUUUAAAAAUUUUUUCAACUAUCAUAAUUAUGGAAAAGGUAUAGGCAAAACAUGAAAUUGAUAAUAUGGAAGUGUUUUCUAUAGGAAUAUGUACUUACUCAAGUUAACAGAGUAUGAUUUUUCAGGCUUUGUUGGGGCAUUAGAAUGUAAAUAUCAAAAAAUGUCCAUUUGUAAAUGACCUUCAGGUGUCCAUGACAAAAACCUUUUUUUUUUUUUUUUUUUUUUUUUAGUGAGGCAAUUGGGGUUAAGUGACUUGCCCAGGGUCAUACAGCUAGUAAGUGUUAAGCGUCUGAGGCCGGAUUUGAACUCAGGUACUCCUGACUUCAGGGCUGGUGCUCUAUCCACUGUGCCACCUAGCUGUCCUGAUAUCCUCUAUUCUAUUAAGAAAAAUACAUAUAAAACUGACUUUAAAAAUGCUUGAGACUAAAUUUACUUUGGGAUUUACUCUUGAUUCCCUUGUGAAUUUCUUCUCUUGGGGGUAUUGGCCAAAGGGUAUUUUAAAAUAAAUCAUAUGAAAGAUGAUGCCACUCCUUUAAGUGAUACCUGUAAUACUUCUUAUUUUGGUGGAGUUAUUAGAAAUCAAGCUAGUUCUGACCUCAUCCAUUGCCUCUUCUUCCCUCAUGCCUUAGGAGAAAAGGCAACUACUUUGUAUUCUUCCUACCUAUUUGAGGAUCUAGAGUCAUGCUGGUCCCAAUCAAUAAAUUUCCAGUUUGUGUGGUGGUGAAGAAAAUUUGAAGUAGAAAAAAAAAGUUUUGACCACUUUUUUCUGAAUGCUCUAUAUUCUCAAUUACAGAAAGGGGAGAGUAUAUGAUGGUACCCACAUUUUGACAUAGUUCCAUGGGAUAAAACAGGGUCUGAUAUUUGUGUACACUAAUGCUCACUAGUCUUCUCUUGAAAUGAUAACCAAUUGGAUGUGUCUAAAAUGGUGUGAACCAGUGCUCUUGGCUAUAAUGACUUCUCUUUCUCACAGAAAUUAUUUUGAUAGACUAUAAUGGAUUAGCAAUGAACCACUCAACCUUGGAUUAUCUAAAAGAGUUUACUAAAAAAUUAUGGCACAUUAAUUCGUAUAAGAAAAUAAGUUGUUUUAUAAUGGUAUUAGUCAUGUAGUUUACAAACCAGGAUUACUUUUCUAUUAAACCUUAUAGAGAAAUUGUUCACUAUGUUUUCUUUCUUAUGCCUCAGGAUGUAAAAAUAUAUGUAGUGUCAUUUAAGUGCAAUGAAAGUUUUAAAAGGGUGAUAGUAUUUGAGAAAUAUACCCAUUAAGUGUUAAAUUAACUAAACACUAAGGCGCCGGCUUAAAUCUAGAACUUUUUUCUCUAGUGAAUUUCCUUUCUCUACUUUAUUACCUUUUUUGCAAUCCCUAAUUUGUCAGACUGUAAAUUAUGAUACAAAGUGUCUAAAAUAUUUAUAUUUUAAAGGAUGCUAUUGGAAAUCAGCAAAAGGUUCUGUCUUUUUAAAGGUACCUGUAUUUUCAACUAAUGUAGUACACUACUGAGUUUCCCAAAUUACUUGAUAAGAUCCUGUUUUCUACAUCAUAUAUGCCACUGUAUGAUUUGAGUGAGCUAUUCAGUGAGGUUCUACAUUCAAUCACGUUCUUGUCCAUUUCCAGUGGGAAGGAAAGGAACAAGGUGCACUGAAUCAAAAACUGAGAAGUCUGACUUCUCUUCUGAAUUCUUCCAUUGGCUUUCAGAGUAUCCUUAGUUACAUCCCUUAACAACUCUAUACUUUAGCUCUUUUCAUUAAUAAAGUGCUGUUGAGGAUCUGCUACCUGCUAUACCACAGGGCUAGUUGUUUCUAAUUAAGAUUGAUUAAGAAAUGUCUGAGAAAGGCUAAGAAGCCUUCAUCUUUUCCAGCAAAACGUGUAUACUUGCUUAUAUUUUUUCUGUGAAAUUAUGGGGAAAAUAAGCAGGGAUUUCUGCACAUGACAGUAAUAUCUCCCUAUAGGUAAACUGAAUUUUGUAAGACUUGUGUCUAGACGAAUAAUAACAUAGGAACUAUUGUGAAUAAGAUCAUACAAAUAUAUUCAGACAUUUAAAUAGUGUGCAGACCGUGUCAACUCAGUACUUUUUUCCAGUGAGCACAAAAAUAUAUAUUUUUUAUAGAAAUAAAAAGGAAACAUACAGGAAUUUUAAAAGAUUCCUACCAUACAGCAAGCAGUAUAAGUGUGUGCCAUUACAAAAAUGCCAAUUGCUAAAGAGGAAACUUAAGCAGGGUCUUUCCUAUAUAAAAGGUUUUUCCCACUAGUUUUACAUGCAUAUUUAUAAUAAAGUGUUUGUGAAUCCAAUGCAUUUAGUCUACUGGGUUUAAAGGCAUCCAAUAUUUUAAUUACACCCAGGUUUAUAAAAUAUGAUAUGGAAUGGAAUUAUGCUGGAAGUCAUAAAUAAUAUUUUUUCCUAUUUUAUAGUCAUGGAAUAAGAUAUAAACUAAAGACAAAAGAUUGAUGAAAGUUUUGCUUCAUUUUUAAAGCCUAUAGAAUUAAAUUGUCAUUUGAAAUCUUAAAUAUGUUUACAUAUUAUUAAAAUCAAAAUUCUUAUAAAACUUUCAAAUGGAUGAUUAGGGGAUUGAGUUUGUAAUCAGAGCUCAUUUUUUCCAGUUUCCAUUUAGUGAAAUAGAUGGGGUGGAGCCAAAGCAUACUUUAUUUUAUUUUAGAUUUAUGAUAUUUUAUUACAUCAUCU